Messenger RNA from Lactuca saligna, 1393 nucleotides. The record is from the annotation of a GenBank genome assembly. Lineage: Eukaryota; Viridiplantae; Streptophyta; Magnoliopsida; Asterales; Asteraceae.
AUGGCUGUCGAAUCAGAGGUUCACCAUGAGUCAUCUGAAGAAUACGAAGAUGAUGAAGAGGUGCUUGAUACUGAGCACAUAGAUGUGGAAAUGGAAGAAGUUGAUUUCAAGACACAAGGUAAAGAGAGAUGCAAGGAUGCUUUCCUUAACUUCAGUUAUGAUUAUGAAGAUAAUGAAGCUGAUGAAGACAAUGACUUAGUUGAUGAAGAUGAAGAAGGGUUUGGUUCAGAAGAGGAAAUCGAUGACACUGCAGGGGCUAAUGAUCUUGAUUUGGGAGAUGCGGUUGGUGCAGGCUUCCCCAUUCACGACCCAUCAGUUAAGUGGAAUAAGAUGAAGCCCCUUCUUGGUGAAAGGUAUGAAUCACCACAUCAGUUGCAACAAUGUCUCACUAAUUAUGCUAUUAAGUCAGGGUAUAACAUUAAAUUUGCGAAGUGUGACACUGUGAGAUUAACUGCCAAAUGUGGUUCUAAGAUGAAGUCUCAACCCUGCCCAUUCAGAGUUCAUGCUUCCUGGAUGACUCAAGAAAGUCAUUGGACUAGAGGUGGUGUAAGAGGUGGUGUCAGAGGUAGUAGAGGUGGUGCAAUGGGUAGUAGAGGUGGUAGAGGGGGUAAUAGAGGUGGUGCAGUGGGUAACAUAGGUGGUGUAGUGGCUAACAGAGGUGGUAGGGGUAGUAAGAGAGGUGGUAGGGGUAGUAAAAGAGGUGGUAGGGGCAGUAAGACAUCUGUUAGAGUUGAAGGUGGUGGAGGUGCUGAAGUUGAAGGUGAUACAGUUGAAAAUGAGGAUGACACUAUUCCUGAAAAAUAUUUAGUCCAUUUAUGGAAGUCAAUGCAAGAUUUGAAACAAUCAGGGUAUUCAAUUGAAGAAAUUAAAAAUUCACUUAGUCUGACAGAUUCACGUAUGAAACAACUUAAUGAUUACAAUGACACUAUUGAACAAGUUCUUCCUAUGUCUAUGGAAGAGGGGUAUCCACCUCAGACUGAGACACAAGAUGGGGGUGAAGAAAUUAUCCAUGAGACACAACCAGAAAGUGAAGAAGAAGAAGAAGAAGGUGUUAAUGACACCCAGGAAUUACCAGUACACCUUAGGAUUAUAAAAAGAAGAAGGCCUCUUAGAGGAUUGUUGAAAACAAGCUGAAGAAGAUGGGAUGUGUUGGGACUUCUGCAAGUUCAGCAUUGGAGUUGCAUUAGGGUGUUAAGGGUAGUAAGGGUAUUUUGGUACAUAUUUUGUGAAUGCUAUUUUUGUGAAUCUUUUGUGAAUGCUACUUUUGUACAUCUUUUGUGAAUGCCCUUAAAUUACUGAUAGCCAUAUUUUGUACAUCUUUUGUGAAUGCCCUUAAAUUACACAUUGAAACAUUGUGAAUGCCCUUAACAUGGUUGGUAAUGACAUAUUGGAG